AUGGCGCAUGAUCCGGAGCCGGAAGACCCAGACGAAGCGUCUCGCAGGGUACGCAACGCAUAUGCUCGGUGGGACGAGAUCUUCCAGAUACAGGCCAGGUUAUGGAGCUACAGGGAGGAUCUGCUGCCGGGCAUAGCAGGGCUGGCCGAGGAGUGCGCCAAAAUCACCAACGACACGUACCUUGCGGGCCUAUGGAGUAAAGACUUACAUCACGAGUUGAUUUGGGAAGUGGUGAACCCCGAAAUUGGAGAUCUCGAAGCCUCCCUACAACAAAAGCGGUCGUCGGUAUCCCGUAGGGGUCCCGCACCUAUCUGA
This is a messenger RNA of Colletotrichum spaethianum, 315 nucleotides long. RefSeq lists its product as uncharacterized. The record is from RefSeq and is a predicted model, not a curated record. Bases 1 to 315 code for a protein of 104 amino acids. The transcript is spliced from 2 exons. NCBI's taxonomy places the organism in Eukaryota, Fungi, Ascomycota, Sordariomycetes, Glomerellales, Glomerellaceae.